AUGGAUCCCAACCAACAAUCCUACUACCCUCCUCAGCAACCUCAGGGCUACCCUGCUCAAGGAUACCCAAAUCCUCAGGCCUACCCCCCCAUGCAGUACCAGCAAGCCCCUCCACCACCACAGCAAGAAGAGAAGAGCCACGGAUGUCUAUACACAUGUCUCGCUACACUCUGCUGCUGCUGGCUCUGCGGCGAGACCUGCGAGUGUUGUCUUGAGUGCUUCGACUGCUGCUGUUAA
Molecule: messenger RNA, 237 nt
Organism: Fusarium verticillioides 7600
Lineage: Eukaryota; Fungi; Ascomycota; Sordariomycetes; Hypocreales; Nectriaceae
Exons: 4
Coding region: 1-237 (78 amino acids)
Source: RefSeq, a predicted model, not a curated record